AACAAGCAAGGGGAGGGUCCAGAGGUGUCGUUGGACAGUGCCGACGGCGUAUUUAUUUCCUACGCAGAAGAGCCAAGGCAAAAAGACAGAGAAGCUAACUUCUGCAAGGAGGCGCUGGAUGGGAAAGGCGAUGCCUGCAGCGGCCUUUGCAGACUCCAACUCCAGCACCAUGAACGUGUCCUUUGCUCACCUCCACUUUGCCGGAGGGUACCUGCCCUCUGACUCCAAGGACUGGAGGACCAUCGUCCCGGCUCUCCUGGUGGCCGUCUGCCUGGUGGGCCUCGUGGGGAACCUGUGUGUGCUUGGCAUCCUCCUUCACAGAGCUUGCAAGGGAAAGCCGUCCCUGAUCCACUCCCUGAUCCUGAACCUCAGCCUGGCGGAUCUCUCUCUCCUGCUGUUUUCCGCGCCUGUCCGAGCUACCGCGUACGCCAGAGGUGUUUGGGACCUGGGCUGGUUUGUCUGCAAAUCCUCUGACUGGUUCACCCACACGUGCAUGGCAGCCAAGAGCCUGACAAUCGUCGCCAUGGCCAAAGUCUGCUUCCUGUAUGCAAGGGACCCAGCCAAGCAAGUCAGUAUCCACAGCUGCACCAUCUGGUCGGUGCUGGCGGCCAUCUGGGCGGUGGCUGGCCUGCUGCCCCUGCCAGAAUGCUUCUUCAGCACCACCAGGCUGCACGCAGGCGUGGAGAUGUGCCUCCUGGAUGUGCCCGCGGUGGCCGAAGUGUUCAUGUCCAUCUUUGGUAAGCUCUACCCUCUCCUGGUAUUUUGCCUGCCGUUACUCUUUGCCGGCUUUUAUUUCUGGAGAGCUUAUGGGCAAUGUCAGAGACGAGGAACUAAGACCCGGCAUCUUAGGAACCAGAUGCGCUCAAAGCGGCUGACGGUGAUGUUGCUCAGCAUGGCCAUCACCUCGGCUGUCCUGUGGCUCCCGGAAUGGGCAGCCUGGCUGUGGAUGUGGCACCUGAAGGCUGGCGGCCCAGCCCCACCCCAGGGGUUUACAGCCCUGUCUCAAGUCCUGAUGUUUUCCAUCUCCUCAGCAAAUCCUCUCAUCUUUCUAGCGAUGUCAGGAGAGUUCAAGGAAAGCGUGAAAGGCUUAUGGAAAUGGAUGACCAAAAAGCAACCAGCUGCCGCAGAGUCUCAGGAACCACCAGCUGGGGACUCGGAGGCCCUUCCUGACAACAUUCCCUCUCCAGGGUCCCCAGUAUCCACACCAGAGAAAGAGGAGACCGGCUCUCCUGCCUCCAGGAGAGAAAGAAGCCAGAAGGCAGAGAUGCCCAUCCUCCCCGACGUGGAGCAGUUCUGGCACGAGAGGGACACAAACCCUUGUGAGCAAGACAAUGACCCUAUCCCCUGGGAGCAUGAAGAUCGAGAGACAGGAGACUGUGGUAAAUGAUUACGUCUCAAAGCAAAACUAAUUUGCGAUUCUUGUAUGUACUUGUACUGCUGCUGAUCCACAUGGCUGACUUUACCAUAUAAAACAUAAAAUGAUUACAUUUAGGAAUUACAAAUAUUGCUUCAGUCUGCAUUUUCAAAAUGUGCCAUUUGGUAAGUAGGACGCCACAUUAGGAGCAGUAAUUAUGUCUCAGAAUUAACACCUGGCUGCCCAAAGGAUUGUGUUGUGUGGUGUUUCUACCACAGGGACCAGAGAGACCAGCUCUGUGGUCCUGGUUCACAGGGGCUGAGUCACUGGGUUCUCUUGGGGACCAGCUCUGUGCCGGCUGGAGUGCAGCUGGUCUAACGAUGAAGCCUUUCCUUUAGUUUCCUCCUGAGCCUGCUGGCCCUCACUUCCCGUCACAUAACCAAAGCUCAAAAUCCACAUCCACGGAAUGAGAUUUGUUCUUUAACAUGUUAAUGAAUACAUUUCAAGGAGUUACCUUCAUUUGCUUAAAAUAAGUACAUUUACUUGAUGAAAACGACUGAAGUUGCAGAAUAAGGAACAUCACCUUAUCCCCGAUUCUGGGCUAAUUUCAAAUCAUAGCCAAGUUUAAGUAUAUUCAAACUUCACCUUACACUAAAACCUGCUUUUGUUGAUCUUUGUAAUGCCACCUGAGUCCUCAGUUUCUAAGUCUAAGGAUUUUAGCAGCUUAGUUAUGACAUUCUGUAUUCUGAUAUGGAGAAAGAACUUUAAAAAACUACCCCUUUCUCUUCCCAAUUAUCGAUUCUUCCCAAAUACAGGAGACAGUUACUCUUCUACAAGUUGAAAUCAAUCUGUUCCUCCCAAUAUCUCCUUUCUCUCAAGAUAAAACUAUAAGUUAUGUCUAGUGAUAUAGUUAAUUACUGAAGGCAGUAAUCAUAUCAUAAAAGGGGGAUAGAGAUGAACUUCCUUGUUAAAUGGCAUUAAAUGUACCCAUAACAUUGAACUUGAACCCUGCUCAACAUUUAAAAUGCCUCAGAGUGCCGGGCCAGUGUUGCUCAGUGGUUGAGCAUUGACCUAUGAACCAGGAGGGCAU
Myotis brandtii (Brandt's bat) is the source of this 2444-nucleotide messenger RNA. It is a transcript of the gene GPR151, whose product is annotated as G protein-coupled receptor 151. The record is from RefSeq and is a predicted model, not a curated record. The coding region runs from base 119 to 1387 and encodes 422 amino acids. Gene Ontology annotation, biological process: G protein-coupled receptor signaling pathway. Gene Ontology annotation, molecular function: G protein-coupled receptor activity. The transcript has a single exon. Gene Ontology annotation, cellular component: membrane. Lineage: Eukaryota; Metazoa; Chordata; Mammalia; Chiroptera; Vespertilionidae.